AUGCACGAUCUAAGCGCUGUCAUCCACACAAAACAUCUGGACCAUAUCCUCGACAUCAACACGUCCAGUGGGUUUGCCAUGGUGGGACCCAAUGUUGCCAUGAAAAAGCUCGUCAGAACAUACAUUGAAACAUGGCAUGAUACCGGUAGUGGUACCGUCUUUCCCAGGUACGACAAGUCCCUUGGAGCAAUCGGAAUUUCCAAGGCCCUUCGAAUCAUGCUUAUGCCUGCUUUGAAGUGGGUUGAGCUUAACUGCAUACCUGUCCGAGAUGCUGGCGCCGCUAUGGAAACUCUCGGCCAGCUUGCACAAGAUCCCAAGAAAGGUGUCUUAGAAGCACUGAUCUACGGACCUGAGGCACAGCCAUACGUUGCCACAGCUGUCGGGAAGCUUACUACGGCCAGCAACCAUUCUCAAGCCAUAUUCAGUACUCCAGAUAAGGAGUGGUUCUACGAGCAUUCCCAUCAUGCAAGCGAGAGUACAGAAAGCACCCCAGUCACCGAUACUACCUCGUCCGUACACGAUCUCAUUGUUCCUCAAGAUCCGACAUCGGAUAUGCUCGAGUACCGGUAUCUCGGCAGCAACUUGAAGAUACAUCCUCUACCUUUGUCUCCUGUUCGUCAAUGGCCGGAAAACCGCGCCAGUACGUUCGGAGAGACGCAUCGCCAGACCGAACAAUCAUUACACCGGCUCGGCGGUUUCAAGCGGCUCUAUUCGCGCAACUACUACGCCGAGGAAGAGUUCUGGCAGAAAUAUCCCAAGGAGGAAUACGAUCAGCUGAGAGUCAAGUAUCACGCGGAGUUGCCUCUGUGGAAGAAGAGCGAGGCGCCUGCGCGAAAAACAGGUUUGCCAAAGCAGAAGAGUUUUUGGGAUCGAUUAUUCGCAAGGACGGGAGUAGUGGCUAUGAAUCACGCGCAGGGCUAUGUGUGAGAGUAGAGUAGAACAAUGUAGAGCACGAGUCCGAUCGCGUUCAUGUAGUCUUAAUAGGUGAUCUACGCAGGGGCAUAUGAAGCGAGGG
Paraphaeosphaeria sporulosa is the source of this 1015-nucleotide messenger RNA. RefSeq lists its product as uncharacterized. Gene Ontology annotation, biological process: steroid metabolic process. The record is from RefSeq and is a predicted model, not a curated record. Gene Ontology annotation, molecular function: Delta24(24-1) sterol reductase activity. Bases 1 to 927 code for a protein of 308 amino acids. Gene Ontology annotation, cellular component: membrane; cytoplasm. Lineage: Eukaryota; Fungi; Ascomycota; Dothideomycetes; Pleosporales; Didymosphaeriaceae. The transcript has 4 exons.